This is a messenger RNA of Cryptomeria japonica (Japanese cedar), 688 nucleotides long. RefSeq names its product embryo-specific protein ATS3A. Lineage: Eukaryota; Viridiplantae; Streptophyta; Pinopsida; Cupressales; Cupressaceae. The coding region runs from base 49 to 570 and encodes 173 amino acids. Gene Ontology annotation, molecular function: protein binding. The transcript has 2 exons. The record is from RefSeq and is a predicted model, not a curated record.
AGGUGAAAGCAAAGAUAUUCUUCUCCAUUCACUGGCACGGGAAGAAGUAUGGCGGAUACACAGAGUCAUCUCUUAUUGAGCACAUAUUUAAUGUUAGCUUUCAUCUUUAUAUCUCACUGCACAGCAUCUCUACAGCCACAAAUAGGCAACCCGCAAGAAGCAGCUCUUACACAGGCAAGGGAAUCGGAGAAAUUGGGGAGCUGUUCAUACACAGUGCAGGUAAAGACGAGCUGCUCUGCGUUCGCAGGGACAGACGACAAAAUUAGCAUUGCAUUUGGGGAUGCAUUUGGAAACCAGGUGUACAUAGCGAGACUCGAUGACCCGACCACUGACACCUUUGAGAGAUGUUCCACAGAUUCCUUCACAAUUUUGGGCCCCUGUGUUUACAAGGUGUGUUAUCUGUACCUGAUGCGCGUCGGAUCUGAUUUAUGGAAGCCAGAGUGGGUUAGAGUUUAUUAUGGUCUGGGACAAUCCGUUAGCUUCACUUAUGAUAUGUUUAUUCCCGAGAAUGUUUGGUAUGGAUUUGAUCUCUGUAACACUGUAGCUCCGCAAUAUGCUCUCAGUAUGUAAGACCUGGCUGGGUAUUGUUGUAUGUGGUAUUCAAGAUUUGUUUGGGUGAUAAAUUAAGCAUCAUGUUUUGUGGGGGUUUGAAAUUGUUUGAUCUAGAAUAAAGGAAAUGUUUGGAUGA